Messenger RNA from Temnothorax curvispinosus, 3287 nucleotides. RefSeq lists its product as uncharacterized. The transcript is spliced from 7 exons. Bases 1862 to 2917 code for a protein of 351 amino acids. Gene Ontology annotation, biological process: arachidonate secretion; phospholipid metabolic process. The record is from RefSeq and is a predicted model, not a curated record. Gene Ontology annotation, molecular function: A2-type glycerophospholipase activity. NCBI's taxonomy places the organism in Eukaryota, Metazoa, Arthropoda, Insecta, Hymenoptera, Formicidae.
UUUAUCUUGGUCAGGACGUUUUCUCGCGCCGUUUCUUAUCGAGAGUUUUUCUUAUUCUAAUUUACUCUAUAGCAAUCUUCUCUAAGCUUCAGUUAAUAUAAUUAUUCCAAUUGUUUCUACAACGUUUCCGCUACAACAGCACUACGAGAUGGAGAAUUUAGCAGAUUUUACAAUGCAUUUGUGUGAACAGUAGUUAUUUCCGACGGAGCGAAAAAUGCAUAGCCGCUUAAAGCAUGUAUAUAGCAGCAAAGUGCGACGGCAGAUGCGUUAUUUAUGUAGCGGUUCGCUAAGUACGUUUCGUUGUGUGAUAGCUUCGAUUCUGACGAUCGGGGGAUCGGGGGUUACGGAUCGCCGACGAGGGGUGGUGUAUCCUCUGUAUUCUCUCUUUUUACAAGGAAGAGCCAGCGCGGAGAAGCGGGGUGGAGGACCCGAAUCCUGAGGCAGUGGACCGUGAAUGCGAUACCAGCUUCACGUAGUGCGUCGGUGUAGGAGAGGGAGAGAGGGGGAGAGGUGCCGUCAAACAACCGUUCGUCGAUCGUCCCUUCUCGGUACACCCAUACUCAUCCCUGGCUUCGUCCUCCUCGCGUCAGCAGCAGGGGGUGAUUUAGUGAUAGAGGAAACCUGGCCGGCAUUCUUUUCCUGGCUUAAUUAAAAGAUGAUUGCUUAAUGAGGGUCAUCGAUGUUCUGUGGAAAAUGAGCUCCAAUCGUGAACAAGGUCUACACACAGGGUGUCCUAACAUUAUCGGCGCUUUUUCGCAAUUCGCUGCGCACACGGUUGCAGUUACACGGUUACGUCGAAAUGUCGAAUAUCGAUGACCACAAGGUGCAGUGACGCGCGGUGAUGGAUGCAUCAGCGGGACCAAAGCACCGGCAUUUACCACAGUCGUUGGAAGGCUGAAAGAAAUCGACGAUGGGUCUGCAGCCUGCAGCCUGCAGCCUGGGCUCUGGGCUAUGCCGUGCGCCGAAGGGAAAAGAGAGAAAUUGGCGAGUAAGACGGAAAGAAAGAGCAAGACCGCGCGGAGAUUAGAUCCCGCGGGAUGAGUAGGUGGGAUUGGAUUUGGCAGGCGCGCGGCUCGUUGGCGGUAGAUGCCGGUGAUGCGAAGGAGUAGGACAAGAAGAAGGGGCACGGGGUGGAGUUUGGUUGGUGUCCGAACGGCGGAGAGGCUGCAGAAGGGAAACUCGGAGUAGGGUAGACUAUUGGAAGUGCACCCGUAGUAGAGCAGGACGGGGGACGAGGGAGAGAGCAGCGAAGAGACGAGAGAGAAGAGAGGCCGUAAGUGACAGAACCGUGGUGGUAUAGGUGAACUGCUGGACAACCGAACCACCCGAACUGUACUCGGCGGUAUUUAAGGGAGAGUCGCGAGCGUAGCGCGCCAGUUGUUAGUACGGCCGGUUGGUGGUUGGCUUUCGCGGACUGACACUUACUCGAUUGUCACGUCGCGUGGCGCCGAGUGCAGUUGAAGCGCCAAAAGCGUUGCACGAAUAAAAAAAAAAAUAUAUAUAUAUUUUUUUUUUUAAUAAGCUAAUCCUGCUAAUCUUAACAAUCUCGAUAAGUAAUCUCGAUGAAUAAAUUCAAUAAAUCUUAAUAAAGAGAUCGCUUAGUGAUGCUUAAAGUGAAACAGGCAGUCAUGUGACCGUGCACCGCUUUUUUUUCGUCAAUUCUUUCGGAUUUGCACGAUAUAAUUAAGUUAUCUUUUUUUCACACGAUUGUAAACACAUAAGUGCAAAGUUAAGUGAUUAUUUGAAAGAUUCCAAAAUUUCUCCUCAAAUCGGCGAUAGCGUUAUGUGAAAAUACACAUAUGGCAUUAUUUGAACUCUUCGUGCUUGAAGAUCGAGAGAAUUUGACAUUUUUGAAUUUUGGAUGGUACAGAUGAGUGUAUCAAAGAGGUACCCGAUGCUGCUGCUGCUGGCAUUGGGGUUGAUUUUCACGCAAUCGUCUGUCGGAGCUUUACCACGAGAAGGUACAUAUUUUGCACGAUCGAAUGUUUCGUCCGAACUGACCGGGACGUCUUCCAGUCACAGUAUUUCGGUCAUCAGGAUCUUGUCCGAUGGACGAGUGGAACGGCUCAUCCGGUGGCCCGGAGCUUGCGCCAAGGAGAUCACUGUCAAUUGGGGAAACACGGAUGUGACCCUGCGACAAGUCUGGCUUCGUAAGUCGAACAGAAAGCUGCAAUUGAUAUACGCCGGUGAAACAUUGACUGACUGCAUCGACGAGAAGCUCGCGUGGUGGGACGACAGCGAGUGUUUGCCAAGCUCUCGCGGUGUCUAUCGCUAUCACGAUGACGGUGACGAGGUGUCGAUCGAGGUGUUCCAACGGGACGGUAAGGACAUUUCGAGGAUUCCCCGUGACCUCUCUUGGCUGUUGUCGACAUCGGAGCUUCGUCACCGAUGCGAUCGCAUGAGGAUGCGAGUACGAAGCCAAGCCAUGACCCAACAUCGACAUAGGAAAUACGCAAAAUCAACGAACGCGACAGCAAGUAAUGGAAAGCAAAGUCGGAGUCGGAAUCGGAGUCGAAGGGAAUUAUUCAUGAUACCAGGGACGCAAUGGUGCGGUCGUGGUGACCGUGCUACCAAGUAUACCAAUUUGGGCGGCUUUGGCAUGGCUGAUGCCUGUUGUCGCAAACACGAUACAGCUUGUCCUUUUUACAUACCGGCGUUCGAGACGCGUUACGGCGUUUUCAAUUGGAGAAUUUCGAGCAUGAUGCAUUGCGCUUGCGACGAGCGAUUUCGCACGUGUUUAAAAAUGGCCGGAACUGCGUCGGCGGAUUUUAUAGGCAAAAUCUUUUUCGACGUACUCCAAUCAAAGUGCUUUAUUUUGAAACCACAGAAGGUAUGCGUAAAACGUUCUUGGUGGGGUAAAUGUCAGCAUCACGAAUAUCGAAAGCAGGCCUACGUACGAGAUAAUGUUCCUUAUUAAGGGUGUACAGCACAAGAAAUAAUGAGGUAUUCUUCUUCCGGGGAUGUCAAUAGCAAUUCUCAGGGAUAUAAUAUUUUGUCGAAUACUUAUAAUAUGUCUAGAAAAAGACAAAGAAAAGAACUUGAGUCGAUUAUUAAAUUCAGAAAUUAUAUCACCAAAUAUACGAUUGACAAUACAUCGUAAUGUCUUCAAUACAGAGAAUCGUUAUAUCAAGUCUGCCGAUAGCUAUAUCAGACAUCUUGAAUUAUGAUGGCAGAAACGAACAGAUCGUAUGUGAGUGCACAAUCUUUUCAAUUUACUUAAUUAAUUAUUAAUUUCCAAAUAUGUUUUUCUCAACAAAAUCGAAUAAAUACAAUAAAGUAAGCAGCUC